CAUUGUUGGUCAGUCGCUAGCCGCAUCUCGACCCGGCAACAUAUACCGAUUUUUAUUUACCGUCUUUUAAAACAAGUGCAUUGUCAUUGUUCCGUCCGAGUCAAAAUCUCGACUUGUUGUUGAGACACUAAAUUUCGUCCAAAGUGAGACUACUGAAUUUUGUGCCAUGUCGACCCUUAGCCUGCUUCCCAGCACACCCACAACGCUGGCCCCCUUCGCGACCCUGUUCUCUACAACGCCCAGCUACAUCCCGUGUUCUCCACCCUCGACAAAUAUCCACGACCACGACCACCACCACCUCCUCCUCUCCGCCGUGGUGACCUCCAUCGCCAACCAUGUCGUGAAGGUGGAACAAGACGAGGAAGAGGAGACCAUGAUGACGACGAGUAGUGACGACGACUUGGGAAGUGACGGUGGUGGAUCCAGGCUGACUUUUUCGCCAUCGUCCUCCACCACUUCUUCGGCCGAUGAGGAGAAAGGAGGAGCAGCAGCCAAACAAAAAAAGAGGCAGAGACGCGUCCGCAAUUCAUCUCAGCUCAAUCCUGUCGUCGUUAAGAAGCGUCGUUUAGCCGCGAAUGCUCGGGAACGUCGCCGCAUGCAAAAUCUGAACGUGGCCUUUGACAAGUUGCGAACCCAUCUUCCGUCAAUCGGGAAGGAUCAACAGCUCUCAAAGUACGAAACGCUACAAAUGGCGCAGGAAUAUAUUAACGAGUUGUACAACCUGCUGCAUUAACGAAAUUAACCACUCCCACCUAAAAAUUGUACAUAAUUGUACCAAAUUAAUAAUUCCUGAAGAAAGUGAAUAUUUAAUUAAUUAAUUAAUUAAGUUCCUCGACCAAGAGUGAAGGUCUCAAACCGUGAUAUUACCAUUUUUUUACCUCUGAAAUUAAUUAACACGUGACACCAAUCCAAAUGUUCAACCUGGAGCGGUGUAUGUAAUUUUAUAAUAAUCAGCCACAAACGCUUCAUAGAUUUAAUUUAGGCUCUAAUUUACAUAGUUCAUCUUGGUCUCUAAUUAAUUAAUUACGAAAAUACCAAUAUGUAUGUACAAUUUAUAAAAAGAGAGUUUAAUAAUUUUGUGUUCAUGAUUCAGUUCAUACUACAUAUCUACGAAAUAAAGUUAAUCAGUAUAUUUUGAAAAAA
Folsomia candida is the source of this 1143-nucleotide messenger RNA. RefSeq names its product protein atonal. The record is from RefSeq and is a predicted model, not a curated record. Bases 167 to 733 code for a protein of 188 amino acids. The transcript has 2 exons. Lineage: Eukaryota; Metazoa; Arthropoda; Collembola; Entomobryomorpha; Isotomidae. Gene Ontology annotation, molecular function: protein dimerization activity.